Molecule: messenger RNA, 9626 nt
Organism: Sardina pilchardus (European sardine)
Lineage: Eukaryota; Metazoa; Chordata; Actinopteri; Clupeiformes; Clupeidae
Gene: usp31
Product: ubiquitin specific peptidase 31
Exons: 16
Coding region: 1087-4860 (1257 amino acids)
Biological process (GO): protein deubiquitination
Molecular function (GO): cysteine-type deubiquitinase activity
Source: RefSeq, a predicted model, not a curated record
ACUGUCUAUGUUUCCCCCCCCCCCAGCGUAAACCUCCUAUCCCGUUUGCAAAUGUUUUACGCAAUAAUAACUGAUUUACUGAAGAAAUACGGAAAGGAAGGACAUUUCGGAUUUAAAACAAACAUCGGGGUUCAUUCAGGUCUAUGAUUCUGAAAAAUACUGACAACUGAGGAUUCGUGCUUAAUGUGAACCUGAAUGAGAAGCGUCAGAUAAGUUUAACGUUAUAUUAAUGCAACAUUAUUUAUCGUUUGGUGAAGGAGAGCUAGCUGUCAGCAGACAGCUCUUAACCUAACGGUAAUAACAUUACUGUAUGCUAAUGCUAACCAAACAGAUCCUAGCAAACUAACUUGGGCUAGUCGGCUAGUGCCUUUACUAGCUUGAUGUGAAGUAAAUAUGACACCAAUGUCACGGAAACAGCGAGACGGUUGCAUUUGGUUUUGUGAAGAAAACCUUGCUAUGUGGAAAGAGCUGUUGUCUACUUUCUCGACAGGUAGGCUAACGGUAUGCAGGAGUGAAGCAGCAAUAAACCGUGCGACAUUGAAAGCUAGGGUAGUGUUAGCUAGUCAGUAGCUUCUGAAAUGAAUCAAAUUAUGAUUCGUGAGAUUAACGUUGGCACGUUUUCGUUCGUGCUGUUUAAGCACACCACAACAUCUUUGUGAUUUGCAUUUGUGUAAUGAACUGGUAAUAUUAGGUCUAGACACACAGAUAGACAUGUAAGUUAACGUCAGACAUUAGUUACUGAAACCUGGCUGACUUCUGUAUUAAUAGUUGGUUGCCAACGUGAAACGUUCAAGCGCAUUGAAAUGCUUUCCCUUUCAACCCUAAGUAACGUGUGGAAAACUGCAUGGAGUUUGGAGGAAUAAUGUAUUAAAAACACACAUAAUGUUUAACGUUACCUGGCUUUUUUGGUUUCUAAAACACUGGUGUUAUUUUUUGAUGGUAGCAUCAUACAUCAAACAUGAAUUGUUUGACGUUAGUGAAGGUGUUACUUUUUAACGUAAACUCAUGUUAGUUACAGAGCAGACAUUUGCUUCACAUAAUAGCCUAUCAGUACUGAUGUAGAGACAGUUAUGGAGGGAUGCCCUUAUGACAAGCAGAAUCAUGUUCAGUAAAGCCUCAAAUAAAGACAAGAAGUCCGGCUUCAGUAAGAAGCUUUUUCGAAGAGGCUCUUCUCGGACGGUUGGCAGUUUUAUGAGCAGGGUCUUGAAAACGCUUACAACUCUAUCUCAUUUUGGCUCAGAGUUACAAGUUACAGAUGGGGACAAAGAUGAUGGAGGAUUUACCUCCUUUAAUAUAGAGGAUAAAGGGUCAAGUUUGGACUACAGUGACAGUGGAAGUUAUCUUAGUCAGGACAAGGUUCCUGGAGUGUCAGGACUGAAGAACCAUGGAAACACCUGCUUUAUGAAUGCAAUUCUCCAGUGCUUAAGCAACACCGAACUCUUUGCUGAGUACUUGGCUUUGGAACAGUACAAAGGAGACGAGACCAAUGAGGACAAACCAAAGACUAAUGGGAUACAUUUGCAUGGGAAAACUCCUCAGGACAGAUGUGAGGUGACACAGCAGCUGUCUGGAUUAGUACGAGCUCUAUGGACAUUUGAAUAUACCCCACAGCACAGCCGGGCAUUCAAAAGUGCUGUCUCCAAGAAUGCCAUGCAAUACAGGGGCAACGCCCAGCACGAUGCCCAGGAGUUCCUUUUGUGGCUUCUUGACCGAGUACAUGAGGACCUCAACAACAUUGUUCAGUCCAGUGGGGGACCCUCUAUUAAGCCUCCUGUGGAAGAACAUGAUGACACUUCAGAAGGACCAUCUCCAUCGCUUUCAACUGGUUCUUUUGUUCAGGAACUUUUUCAGGCCCAAUAUAGGUCCUCACUCACCUGCCCUCACUGCCAGAAGCAGAGUAACACAUUUGAUCCUUUUAUGUGCAUCUCACUGCCAAUUCCUCUACCACACACAAGGCCCCUCUAUGUGACGGUGGUGUACCAGGGAAAGUACUCUCAUUGCAUGAGAAUUGGCGUAGCUGUUCCUCUCCACAGCACCGUCUCCAGACUGAGACAGGCGGUGUCACAAGAGACCAAGAUUCCCCAAGACCAGUUUGUUUUGACUGAAAUGUAUUACGAUGGUUUCCACCGCUCAUUUUGUGAUGACGAAGAUGAUCUUGACAUCAUUCAAGAAAGUGACUCAGUCUUCGCGUUUGAGACCCCUGAGGCGUUUCGAUUAGAAAACAUUCGCUCUAAACGAGGUAGCCUUUUGGCAAAUUUGAAUCAGAACAAUCUGACGUAUAACCCAGAGAACAUCAGGAGCCCAUCCUUUAUGCAAGGAGCGGCAAACCCUGCCUCACCUAACAAGAACACUGCUACUGACAAGAUGAUCCUGCUCAUCUGCAAUCGAGCCUGUACAGGCCACCAAGGAAGACGGUUUGGUCUUCCUUUUGUGCUGUACAUGGACCGCACUGUAACCUGGGAUGUCUUACAGAGGGAAAUCCUAGAAAAAAUGCGACACCUUCUCAGGCCAGGAGUGUACAUCCAGGUUGGACCCUUCAGCUUGCGAGUUGUAGGUGUGGUGGGCAUCACCUAUUUGUUACCGCAGGAGGAGCAGCCUUUGUGCCACCCGACUGUAGAGAGAGCAUACAAGUCAUGUGGUCAGGGUGGACCUCCACAUGUGAAGAUUGUGGUGGAGUGGGACAAGGAAACAAAGGACUAUUUGUUUGGACAUAUGGAGGAAGAGUAUAUUCCAGAUGCUGAGAGUGUGUACCUUCACAGAGAGCAACAUCACCACCCUCAGGCCUGCACCCUCGCUCAGUGUUUCCAGCUCUACACCAGAGAGGAACAGCUGGCUCCAGAUGAUGCCUGGCGCUGCCCACACUGCAAACAGCUGCAGCAAGGCCAGAUCAAGCUAAGUUUGUGGACUCUGCCUGAUGUCCUUAUCCUUCACCUAAAGAGAUUCAGACAGGAGGCAGACCGCAGAGUGAAAAUGCAGAAUAUGGUGAGGUUUCCUCUCCUUGGCAUGGACAUGGCACCCCAUAUGGUAAAGAGGAGUCAGAGCAGCUGGAGUCUUCCCUCCCACUGGUCACCAUGGAGACGGCCAUAUGGCCACAACCCAGAUGACUACUUAUAUGACCUCUAUGCUGUGUGCAACCACCAUGGCAAUAUGCAUGGGGGCCACUACACAGCAUACUGCAAAAACUCUAUUGAUGGUCAAUGGUACUGCUUUGAUGACACUGAGGUACAACCAAUUGCUGAUGAGGACGUCUGUCAACAAACAGCCUACAUUUUGUUUUACCAAAGAAGAACCAUCAUUCCAUCAUGGUCAGCCAACAGCUCUGUUGCAGGUUCAACAAGUUCAUCAUUAUGUGACCAUUGGGUAAACAGACUUCCAGGCAGUAGACCUCCGAGUCUGGCCUCAGGAGCCUCUUCUCGACGCACGUCCCUGGCAUCACUUGCUGAAUCAAUGGAGUUCCCUGGGGAUCGCAGUGAAGAUGACGGAGGCUUUUCAACUCGACCUUUCGUGAGGAGUAUUCAACGGCAGAGCUUAUCUUCGCGAUCCUCAAUGACGAGCCCUCUUGCCUUCAGUGAGAAUGGUAUGAAGACCUCCUGGUCUCUUUCAGCCAAACUACAAAUGAGGUCUAACUCUCCAUCACGCUUCUCCCUUGACUCUCGUGCUUCCCCUCCAUUGGAGAGAAUUGGGGAAGCUUGUGAUGACAAAGUGUCCACUUCUUGCUUCGGCAGCUACAGCCGUCAAGAUCGACAUGUCAACCACAAGGCACCUCUUGCUAGCGUGGAGGGCUACGGUAGUGAGGGAGGAAAUGGCAAAAGGACUCCAGAUGAUGUCUAUUGUAGAAGUUCCAAAAGUGAACAUGUUGACAACAAUAGUCAAGUCACUGUUCACGAUCAAGGCAAAAACGUAACCCCUGUUAAAGAACACAAACGUAAAGGAAGCUCUGGUGAAAAGCAUAAGUGUGCCAGUAAUGGAACCAAAAAGAAUUCUAAUAAGACUGAUUUGGAGAAGGCCUCUAAAAAACACCAUAGUUCAUCUUUAACAACAAAGUCCCUCUCUCAAGUGUCUUCCAGCUCUCCACUUAAGAGUGGCAAAGUCACCAAUACCAACAAAGAUUCUGGAAAGAUUGUGAAGGGGAUGUCCUCCCGGCGCCUUGAAUCUUCUUCUGACCAAAAGACAGCAGUUCAAGGGACUCAAUGUAAGGUGCAUCCUUCCUCCACACCACAGCCCUCUGUGUCUCAUACGGUAACUGUCAAGAAAAGCUCAUUUAUAUCUGAGAGGAUAUCUGUUAACAGCAGGAAGAAUCUUACUGAGAGGACUUUGAGCAGAGAUGCAACCCAGUUAAACCCUCCUGUAGAUAAACCUAGAGGCAGUGGGCGCAGCUUUCAGCCCCGGGGUGCCGAGAGGGAACGGGUGGAGCGGAAGCCAGUGAAGAGUUCCAGCAGCAGCUCCUCAGUUACUAGUCUGCGUUCUGCCAGUACUUCAUCCAGAGACGUGAACCACAGCAGCAAAUCAGAGGACAAGGGACUGUCAUUCCUGAAAAGUGCACUUCGCCAAAGAGAGAUACGAAGAUCUGCUGAUUUAGGCAAAACUACCUUGCUUACAAAGAAGACCUCUGAAAGGACAGCCAGGUCCAAUAUCCAAACUAAGGGAUGUAGUAUGGAUGCUGAUAAAGUAUCUUCAAGUCCUUCCCUAGUGACCUCUCUGGAAAGCAAUCCAAGUAAAAUUGCUACUAAACAGAGAGUCUCCUCCAAAAUCACCACCCCAGUUAAACACUCUCUUUUGCCAGUUAGUAAGUCAAUGUCUUCCACCACAGAGACCACUGAUCAGACUUAUAGUGGAAAAAAGCCUCUUGAAAGGAAGUAAUCCUCUAGAAAGCCUUGUUUCAGCAUGCAAUCCUCUGUACAGCGUUCACUUUAGACACCACAAUGAUGUUUUAAUGCCAGUUUUUUCUAAUGCAGCUAAUUUUGACGUGCCUGAGAUGUACUAAUUUGUGUUGAUACAUGUGUGUGUAUAUGUGGGUUUGUGAUAUUAUGUAGCAAGCACCUUUCCUACAGUACCAUGGAAACUGAUCAUUGCCUAUGAAAAGGUGUAAUGGGUUGAAAUUACAGCAAGCCUGUAUUGUAGUUCUACUUUCAGACCCUACUUUACGUAAUUACCCAAGGGGGCCAAAUCAACGUAAAAAAUUGGCAUGUGUAUGUUCUUAGUAAAUGUCCCCACAGAAAUCUUGCCUAGGAUGAACUUAAAGAUCCCUUUGUGCACAUCCUGCCGUGUGUGUCACAUUGUGUGUUUGAAGUUAAAUUAGAACAAAUUUGUAAAAAGAUAAAGAUAAAGCAAAGGGAAACUUAAUACAUUACAAUUUAGGACAAUGUAUUGAUACUGAGAUCUCAUAGUUCUCCAUUUUGCUAUUUGUUCUGUACACUGCAAAGUAAGAAUCAAUAAUCUAGUUGUGCUGACAUUUGUAAAUGUCAUAGUGGAGUCUGAAAUAAUUGAAGUAUUAAUUUGAUAUAGCUUUGGUGCUUGUAUUUCAAAAUGAGUACAUUCAAUUAUGCCAAUUACAUUGGGAACCCUUACAUUGCUGCAGAACACAUUUUAUAACCAUAAUAGGCGUACAAAUACAGUGCCCUCCAUAAUUAUUGACACCCCUGGUUAAGAUGUAUUCUUUAGCUUCUAAUAAAUUCAUUUUUUUUCCAAAUAAUAUAGGACCACAAUGAAAAAAAGCGUAAACUCCAACCUUUAAUACAAGUGCAUUUAUUUAGAAGGAAAAAAAUCCCACAUUAAGAAAUAAUUCUUUUACAUCGUUGUUGUUAAUGUUAAUGCUUUGUACAACCCCCCCCCUUUUGCUAAUAAAACAGCACCUAAUCUUGUCUUAUAAUGUUUCACAAGAUUAGAGAAAACAGAAAGACGGAUCUUCGACCAUUCCUCUUUGCACAAAAUCUCCAAAUCAUCCAACGACCUGGGUUCUCUCCUCUGCACUCUCCUCUUCAACUCAGGUCUGGGAACUGAGAUGGCCAUGGUAGGAGCUUGAUACGGUGUCUGGUGAACCAUUUCUGUGUAGACUUGGCCAUAUGUUUAGGGUCAUUAUCUUGCUGAAAGACCCAGUGACGACCCAUCUUCAGCUUUCGGGCAGAGGCCACCAGAUUUUGAUUUAAAAUGUCCUGGUAUUUCAAAGCAUUCAUGAUGCCAUGCACCCUAACAAGGUUCCCAGGCCCUUUGGAAGAGAAACAGGCCCACAGCAUUACCGAUCCUCCCCCAUACUUCACAGUGGGCAUGAGGUGCUGUUCUGCAUACUCAUCUUUUUGUUGCGCCAGACCCACUUAGAGUGUUUGUUGCCAAAAAGCUCUAACUUUGUCUCAUCUGACCAAAGCACACGGUCCCUGUUGAAGGCCCAGUACCGCUCCAGACGUUUGUGCUUAUGAUUUUGAGUGAGAAAGGUUUUUUUUUCCCUGCAUGCCUCCCAAACAACUUGUUGGCAUGUAGAUAGCACCUGAUGGUUGUUUUGGAGACUUUGUGACCCCAAGAUGCAACCAUUUGAUGCAAUUCUGUAACAGUGAGUUUUGGAGAUUUUUUUAUUUCUCUUACCAUCCUCCUCACUGUGCGUGGUGGCAAAAUAAAGUUGCGUCCUCUUCCAGGCUUGUUUACCACUGUUCCAGUUGUUUUAAACUUCUUAACGAUUCCUCUGACCAUAGAUAUGGGCAGGUGUGCGAGUGGCUAUUUUCUUAUAGCCAUUGCCUUACUUGUGAAGGUCGACACACUUCUGCCUUACUUGAACAGUGUGUUCCUUUGUCUUUCCCAUGUUGAAGAGAAAUGGCCUCUGUGUCACGUCAUAUUGAUAGCCCAGGGAAACAGGAUGUUAAGAAUUACUAAUUAAAUGUUCCUACAUACUCUGAUUGACUUUGUAAACUACUGUAGAAAUGACAGAAAUUACAGAAAUACUUUAAUUACAUUUAUUUCCUAGGAAUUGUUAGGGGUGCCAAUAAUUGUGGAACAGGUGAUUUUAUGAAGAAUAAUUAUUUUUCAGUCAGGGAUUUUUUUCCCACCUUAAAAUUCUCUUGAGUUGAAGGUUACAUUUUUAUACAAUUUUCAGUGUGAGCGUAUGCUUCUACAAUAAAAAAAAUAUUUAUUUUAAGGCUUUUAACGCAUCUUAACCAGGGGUGCCAAUAAUUGUGGAGGGCGCUGUACAUAUCAGAAUAUCUGACCAUUUAGCCAACAUGUACUUCACUGUUCAUCGCUGUUCCUCUUGACAUUGCAAAGUUGAAAGUGCAUUUAAAUACACCCCUUCCUUUAGUGCUGUCGUGUUGUUGAUUAGCUUCAAAUUCUGUUUUGCUUGGUCCAAGCUAGGUUGUUUACCAUUUACAGUGCCAGGACUUUUCUGAGCCAAGCACACUGGAUCGACAACUAAAAUAGCUUUGCUGAGCUAAAAGUCUAACAGAGGCAGAAAAUUACUCCGUGGGAUACCAAACAUAAAUGCAAUAAUUCUGCAUGAAUGUGUGUUAACCAUACUGUACAAGCAAGGAGAUAGCUACGCUGGUUUGGGAUUAGAGAGACUGACAAGAUAUUUAUGGUUAUGGUUAUGGUGUAGUUAUUUAGCAGACGUCUUUGUCCAAAGCGACAUACAAAUAAAUAACAAUACAAAUUAAAUUAACAGGGAACAAUUACAAAAAUAGGGAGAACAGUAAUAUUAUCAAUAAUUUUAAGCACUAACCUAAUGAGAAAUAAAACAAUGAAUAUGAGAAUAGCAAUAAAUAAGUCAUUCAAUCAAUCAUAUAAUAACAAUAACUGGUACGGCUAAAUUUAAGGAGAAUAGCAAAAAUAAAAUGUCAAAUGACAAACCAUAAGAAAACGCUCAAAAGACUAAGUGCAUAUUAAACAUAUAUGCCUUUAAGACCCCUUUUAAAAGAUCCGAAACUGUUGCUGGAACGGAGAGCACUGGGCAACUCAUUCCACCAACAUGGAACCACAUACAUUGAUUCAAUGAUUCAAUAUUGAGUGACCAUGGCUGAGGAUGGCAUUAAUUGCAGUUUCCUACAGUUAUUCAUUUUCAUUACUCAAAAUUUGUUUCUGACAAUUCCAGGACAGAUUAUUCAGACUAGUUUGCCCAUUAAAAUGUAUGUUAUGAAAACAAAAUGACACGUGAAAUAAUCCUAAAACAUUUCACAGUUUAUUACCACUGAGCUUACAGGUACUGGUAACAGUCCACUUUAAGCCAAUAAAAUAUAUUUUUAUUUAUUUUUGUCUGAAGAGACCUUUUCCAUGGUAGUAUAUGUAAUGAGUGUUGAGCCCAGUUAAUGAAUAGAGUGAUUAACUUUCACAUUGUGAAGUUGGCUCCAAAGGUUAUGUACUGUAUAUGGUAUUCAGUUGUAAAUGCAUACCUAUGGUCUUACUCAAAACUGCACUGAUUGAUGUUGUUUUACUCCCAAACAAAAAUAUAUACUUAUAAUUUUAAAAAAAUAGACCCUAGUUUGUUGUUAGACCGAAGUUUCCUUUUAGCACACAAGCCAAAUAGUAGGUAGCAUAAACUAAGCAAAAGCCAAGUUGAUCUCAGUACAGUUUGUUUAUUCUUACAAUAUGCUAGUUCUUAUCUCCAAUAAUGAGUCUGUGUUUAGCCACAGUUUGUCUGUAAGCAUGAUUUUGCAAGAGCUACUACCAGCCUCUAUGAAACUUGGUGGAAAGUUGUUACCUUGGACGCGGAUCCGACUCACCCAUACUCAAACUAGUUGUGACUUUUUGGCUAAAUGGGCUUAUUUUUAUCACCUUUUUGUAAGGUAGGUCAGCCUGGUGCUCAAGUUUAACAUCUUGACCUGAUAGACACAGUGGCACAGAUUUUCCUCUACUGAGCUGACGUCGAUGGGUUUUACAGGCCAAUUAAGAAAAUGUGUUUUCACAUAGAUAUAUCAAGUACACCAGAAUUUCCAUGACCGCUUCAAACAACUUUAUGUAUUCCUUUGCAACGGAUAAGCAGAACUCAUACAGUAUUCCUGUACUGAUAGAAGCGUGUGGUGUCCUGUCACUGGAAAGCUUGAGCAGCACUUGAGCUUGCAACCAAUUUCAAGCUCAGAAAGUGGUUGCAAAAGAAUCAAAGCCUGAAUUGUGAACAUGAAAAUGGUAUUCUGUGAUGAGGUUAGCAUCCCAUAGAAUCACUUCAGUGCACACCCAAAAUAUGGCCUCUGAAAAGGUCUCAUUGGGUUGGUCAUUGUGACAAGAAAUGGGGAAAAUGCGUAAAUACAUACACAUAGUACAUACACUGAAUAUUAGUUUCAUAAUUAUGGCCCAAUCAUAUUUUUUCCCUUUACCCUACCACUUCAACUAAAAUUCCUCUGUUUUACGUGAACAAUUUUAGGGAUAGAGGUGUCCCAAUGCAUUUUGGACAGAGGAGUAGUGUUUAGGGCAGUAUGCCCCUUCAAAUUGAGGCCACAAGACCACACAUACUGUAAGGUGGUAGGUAUAUCCCUGAAUGCUUUGCGCACACAUUGGAGCGUAUGAAUGUUAUUAUAACUUCACAUUAAUCAUGAAAAAAUGUCAAUCUGUGGGAAUGUAUUAGUCUAAUAUAGAUGCAAUGGAAUAUGCAUGUGUAUCGUUCUUACAUGCAUUUCAGAAAAUCACUAUUUACGAUGCAAUAAAAAAAAAUUGUG